Nerophis lumbriciformis (worm pipefish) is the source of this 1002-nucleotide messenger RNA. Lineage: Eukaryota; Metazoa; Chordata; Actinopteri; Syngnathiformes; Syngnathidae. The record is from RefSeq and is a predicted model, not a curated record.
AUGACGCCGAAUCCAAUAUCACCGACCAUCCCAUUUGAUGAAGACGGUAUUCAUCACGGUUUUCUGCGCCUGCCCUAUAGCCGCGAUGACUCCGCCUGGGGCUCGUUGAUGAUCCCGCUUAGUGUCAUUCGUAACGGUGCGGGGCCGACAGCGCUUCUGACCGGCGCUAAUCAUGGUGAUGAAUAUGAGGGGCCGAUAGUGUUGCAGAAUCUAGCCCACACGCUCGACCCUGCCACCAUCAACGGCAGAGUGAUAAUCGUACCAGUGUUCAACUAUCCGGCAUUUCGCGCUGCCCGCCGAACCUCACCUAUUGACCAAGGCAAUAUGAACCGUGCUUUUCCUGGUCGGCCUGAUGGCACGGUGACGGAAAAGAUCGCUGAUUAUUUUCAACGUACUUUACUUCCACUAGCGGAUGUGGUGUUGGAUAUUCAUGCUGGCGGCAAAACACUCGACUUCAUUCCCUUCGCGGCGGCGCAUGUACUUGCGGACAAAACUCAGCAAGCGGCUUGUGUCGCUGCCAUGCAAGCGUUCAACGCGCCUUAUUCGAUGAUGCUAUUGGAAAUCGACAAUGCGGGUAUGUACGACACCGCAGCCGAAGCGCAAGGCAGAGUAUUUGUCUCAACCGAGUUAGGCGGUGGCGGUACGACAACCGCAAGCUCUGUUGCUAUCGCCAACAAAGGUGUACGCAAUUUCCUUAUCCAUGCGGGCAUUCUCGUUGGUGAACUGGCGCUAACGCCGAGCAUCAAUCUUGAUAUGCCUGAUGGCGAUUACUUUGUGUUUUCUGAGCAUGGUGGACUGAUCGAACCGAUGAUUGAUUUGGGUGAGCAGGUGCAAAAGGGUGAUGCAGUGGCGCGUAUAUGGUCGGUAGAUCGAACGGGCGAGCCGCCGCUAAUUUAUCAUGCUAAGCGUGAUGGAAUACUGGCCGCUCGGCACUUUCCUGGUUUGAUUCAGGUGGGGGAUUGUAUGGCGGUGGUUGCAUUGGUGACAGACGAUCUCAAUUAG